AUUAUUUAUUAUGACAAUGGGCCUAUAUAAAGUCCAUGACAUUCUUGCAGUUCUUCUCCAAAACCAGUCUUCUUCUCAACCAUUUUCCUUUGAAAUUCCAUGGCUUCAUCUAUAGCUCCAUUAAUCCUUUUCUCCUUUUUCAUUUCCAUCUCUUCCUCCCUCUCUCAAACACUUUCAAAACCCAAAGCACUAAUCCUCCCAGUUUCCAAAGAUGCCACUACCCUCCAAUAUGUAACCCACAUUAAGAUGGGAACCCCUUUAGCCAAGAAAAACUUUGCGGUGGAUCUAGGAGGUCAGCAUUUUUGGAUGGAUUGCGAUGAUGGACAAUAUGUAUCAUCCUCAUUCAAACAGAGCCUAUGUGGUUCAGCACCAUGUUCAGUGGCCAAAGCUACUUGUGAUGGUGCAUGCUUUCCUGGAUAUAAUAGACCAGGAUGCAACAAGGAAAAAUGUCAUGUGAAUAUUGAUAACACACUCAUAGGUGGUGGAUUUGAUGUUGGAUUUAUUUCCUUAGACAAAAUUUCCAUUCAAUCCACCGAGGGAUCAAAGUAUGGCCCAUAUGUUGGAAUUUCUGAUUUUAUCUUCGCUUGCGCUAAUGAUCGAGGCGUAGGCAAUCUUGCUAGGGGUGCAAAUGGGAUGGUUGGCCUUGGCAGCAACCAAAUUGCACUACCAACACAACUUUCUUCAGCAUUCGGUGGAAGCUUUCGUCGAAAUUUCGCUAUCUGCUUGCCUUCCACUUCCAAAUCCAAUGGCGUCAUUUUCUUUGGUGACUCUCCUUAUGUAUUCUAUCCAGGUUACAAUACAUCAAAGGUCAUUGACGUCUCAUCAAGAUUCCAACACACGAAACUCUACAUCAACACCGCAGUCACAGGAUCAUCCGUCGUGACACGAGGACCCCCAUCGCCGGACUACUUCGUCAAGGUCACAUCUAUUAUGGUAAACAAAAAACCCAUUCGCGUAAACUCAACAUUGCUUGAAUUCAAGAAGACGGGGAAGGGCGGAACAAAAAUUUCCACCGUUGAACCCUACACCAAGCUGGAAACCACUAUCCAUAGGGCCCUUGUUAAGGCGUUUGAUAAGGAGAUUGCAGUUUGGAAUGUGAGUAAGGUAGCUCCUGUGGCACCUUUCACAGAUUGCUAUACCACAGGAAACAUGGGCAUGACAAUUCUUGGGAUUGGUGUCCCUGACAUUGCAUUCGUGUUCGAGAACAACAAGAAUUUAUACUGGGAAAUGUAUGGAGCUAAUUCAAUGGUGGAGAUGAGUCGCGAUGUAGUGUGUUUAGCGUUUUUGGAUGCAGGUGAUGAGCCUAUAAUAACGACACCUAUAGUGAUUGGGGCACACCAGUUGCAGGAUAAUCUUCUUCAGUUUGAUCUAGCUUCUAAUCGAUUGGCCUUUACUUCCACACUUCUCUUGGAAGAAGUCGAAUGCUCCAACUUCAAAUUCUAAGAUGGAAAUUAAACCUUGUUGCUGGUAUUAUGUAUUAUUAUUUGUGAGAUGUAUUUGCAAUUUAUUUAAGUUUGAUCUGUAUUUCAAUAACUUUCAUUGUAUGUGUUUCAAAGCUACAAAAUUUCUUUACCUCGCCAUGUUUCAUGCAUUAUGCUCAUUAUUUGC
Hevea brasiliensis (rubber tree) is the source of this 1608-nucleotide messenger RNA. Its product is annotated as probable aspartic proteinase GIP2. The coding region runs from base 100 to 1443 and encodes 447 amino acids. Gene Ontology annotation, molecular function: aspartic-type endopeptidase activity. The transcript has a single exon. The record is from RefSeq and is a predicted model, not a curated record. Gene Ontology annotation, biological process: proteolysis. Lineage: Eukaryota; Viridiplantae; Streptophyta; Magnoliopsida; Malpighiales; Euphorbiaceae.